Scomber scombrus (Atlantic mackerel) is the source of this 2535-nucleotide messenger RNA. Its product is annotated as extracellular calcium-sensing receptor-like. Gene Ontology annotation, biological process: G protein-coupled receptor signaling pathway. NCBI's taxonomy places the organism in Eukaryota, Metazoa, Chordata, Actinopteri, Scombriformes, Scombridae. Gene Ontology annotation, cellular component: membrane. The record is from RefSeq and is a predicted model, not a curated record. Gene Ontology annotation, molecular function: G protein-coupled receptor activity. The transcript is spliced from 7 exons. The coding region runs from base 31 to 2535 and encodes 834 amino acids.
AUAUCAAAAUAAUUUAAAACAAAAUUGUGGAUGGGAAUGAUCAUCUUAUUUUACAAACACAGCCUUUAUAAUUUAAACACGGAAGAGGAAGCUCCUGUCUGUCAGAUACUGGGCAGACCAGAGUUUCCUCUGUUGUCUAAAGAGGGAGAUGUCACAAUUGGGGGAGCGUUUUCCAUUCACAGCAAAAUCACUCAACCCUCUCUUUCCUUUACAGAUGAGCCAACACAUCUCACAUGUUCCAGUGUCAACCUCAGGGAGUUUCGAUUUGCCCAGACCAUGAUCUUUGCUAUUGAAGAGAUCAACAAAAGUGAUUUUCUUCUUCCAAAUGUUUCUAUCGGAUAUCGUAUUUAUGACAACUGUGGCUCAACAUUAUCCUCAAUGCGUGCAGUGAUGGCACUGAUAAAUGGUGGUGAGGAGACUGUGAGGAAGAGCUGCUCUGGUCAAUCAGCUGUUCAUGCCAUUAUCGGGGAGUCUGAAUCCUCUUCAACUAUUGUGCUGUCACGCACUACUGGACCAUUCAACAUACCAGUGAUUAGUCAUUCAGCAACAUGUGAGUGUUUGAGUAGCAGAAAGGAGCAUCCAUCUUUCUUUCGAACCAUUGCCAGCGACCUUUACCAAAGUCAAGCCCUUGCCCAACUGGUGAAGCACUUUGGCUGGACCUGGGUGGGGGCAGUCAACAGUGACAGUGACUAUGGCAACAGUGGCAUGGCUAUUUUUCUUGCUGCAGCCCAGGAGGAAGGAGUGUGUGUGGAGUAUACAGAGAAAUUCCACAGAGCAGAGCCUGAAAAAUUGAUGAAAGUGGUAGAAGUGAUCCGUAAGAGCUCAGCCCGGGUCAUUGUUGGUUUUCUGGCUCAUGUGGAGAUGAACAAUCUUCUAGAGCAGCUGAGUCUGCACAACAUCACAGGCCGGCAGUUCAUUGGUGUGGAGGCCUGGAUCACUGCUGACAGCCUUGUGACUCCCACUAGCUUUAGUGUGCUUGGAGGUUCUCUGGGAUUUGCUGUGCAAAAGGCCAAUAUCAGCGGCCUUGAUGAUUUUUUAAUCAAACAUUUCUGGGAGAAAGGGUUUAAGUGCAAGGAGGCAAACAGGGGAAUUGUGACAUACACAGCAGCUUGCAAAAAAAAUCAGGAUAUAAUUAAGUUUAAAGAUUAUGUUGAUGAUGUACAAGAGCUGAGAUACUCCACUAACAUAUACAAAGCCAUCUAUGCUGUGGCCCAUUCUCUUCACAGCAUCUUUAAGUGUUCAGACCUGGGGUGUGACAAACAUGUCAAAGUUACACCCUUGCAGGUAGUAAUGUCUCUAAAGAAGGUAAAUUUUACCAUUAAGAAUGGAGACCAAGUGUGGUUUGACAGCACUGGAGCAGCGGUGGCCCGGUAUGAGGUAGUGAAUUGGCAGCGUGGAUCAGACAGCUCAGUUCAGUUUAAACCUGUCGGCUACUAUGAUGCCUCCCUACCUCCUGGACAGAAGUUUGUCCUCAAGACUGAAGAGAUAAUGUGGCCUGGAGGAAACACAGAGUUACCUGUAUCAGUGUGCACGGAGAGCUGUCUUCCAGGAACUCAUAAAGUUCUACAGAAAGGAAAGCCUGUCUGCUGCUACGACUGUAAAACAUGUGCAGAGGGAGAAAUCAGCAACACCACAGAUUCUAAUGACUGCACAAAAUGUCCGGAAGAGUAUUGGUCCAAUCAAAACAGAGAUUCAUGCAUACAGAAAAAUGUUGAGUUUCUUUCGUUUACUGAGAUUAUGGGCAAAAUACUUGUGUUUUUCACUUUGUUAGGGGUAGUUCUUACUUUACUUGUGGCCCUUAUAUUCUUUAUCAAUGACGACACUCCCUUAGUGAAAGCCAACAACUCUGAACUGAGCUUCCUGUUGCUCUUCUCAUUGACUCUGUGUUUCCUGUGUUCUCUAACCUUCAUAGGCCGGCCUACUGUAUGGUCCUGCAUGCUGCGUCACACAGCAUUUGGGAUCACAUUUGUUCUCUGUAUUUCAUGUAUUCUUGGGAAAACAAUAGUAGUGUUAAUGGCCUUUAAAGCUACACUUCCAAGUAGUAGUGUGAUGAAAUGGUUUGGGCCAGCACAGCAGAGACUCAGUGUUCUGGCUUUCACUCUUAUACAGGUUUUAAUUUGCAUACUUUGGUUAACAAUCAAUCCUCCCUUUCCUUUUAAAAACAUGAAUCACUAUAAGGAAAAGAUUAUUCUCGAAUGUGCCUUGGGAUCACCCAUAGGUUUCUGGGCUGUGUUAGGCUACAUAGGACUCUUAGCUAUCUUGUGUUUUGUGCUUGCUUUUUUGGCUCGGAAGUUACCGGAUCAUUUUAAUGAAGCUAAAUUUAUCACCCUCAGCAUGCUGAUAUUUUGUGCAGUCUGGAUCACCUUUAUCCCAGCUUAUGUCAGCUCUCCUGGAAAGUUUACUGUGGCAGUGGAGAUAUUUGCUAUUCUGUCAUCCAGUUAUGGGAUACUUUUCUGUAUUUUUGUACCAAAAUGUUUUAUUAUUGUACUUAAACCCGAAUUGAACACAAAGAAAUAUCUGAUGAGGAAAACAUGA